AUAAAAUUACUGAUAAGGAAGUCGGUGAUUUCUGUUUUUGUCAGCAAACUAUGGAUACGAAAGAAGGAAACGUCAAUCUCAAGGAAAGUUGCCAGUACGGAAGUGUGCAGCGAGAGUCAUCCGAAGAAGAAGAAAUGGAUGAACCAGUAGGAUGGAAAUUUUGGAAGAAAAGACGUUAUGUUGUUGGAGUAUUAGCAUUUUUUGGAUUUUUUACCUCUUAUAUUUUACGAGUUAAUUUGAGUGUUGCAAUUGUCGCAAUGACAACAAGUUCACAUGGGGAAGAAGCAGAAUUUGAUUGGGACUCAAAACUCCAAGGACUUGUUCUCAGCUCAUUUUUUUACGGAUACAUUAGCACACAAUUAUUAGGCGGGUGGCUAAGUGCGCGUAUUGGCGGUAAAAGAGUAUUUGGAAUCGGAAUCGCGGUAACUGCACUUUUGACAUUGAUAACACCACCUUUGACACGAGUCAGUGUUUAUAUUCUGGUUGCUUUACGGAUAAUCGAAGGAAUAUUUGAGGGUGUCACAUAUCCAUGUAUUCAUUCCAUAUGGGCAAACUGGGCUCCGCCUUUAGAAAGAUCAAAACUUGCGACUCUAGCAUUCUCAGGCAGUUUCGUUGGUACAGUUUUCGCAAUGCCCGCAUGCGGAAUUAUGGCUGAACGUUUAGGUUGGCCAUCAGUCUUUUAUAUUUUCGGAGUUGUAGGCUUAAUAUGGUUUAUACUUUGGUGGCUCAUAGUCACUGACAAACCAGAAGACGAUCCCAGAAUAUCAAAGGCUGAACUUGAUUACAUAAAAAAAUCACUCGGAAGCGGUAAUCAACAAACGAAAAUUUCUCAUCCUUGGAAGUCAAUUUUUAAAUCACCAGCUGUUUGGGCGAUUGUCGCAGCUCACUUUAGUGAAAACUGGGGUUUCUACACGAUGCUUACGCAACUACCGAAAUUUAUGAGCGAUGUGUUGAACUUCAAGCUUGAAAAAACAGGAUUUUUUUCGGCAGUUCCGUAUUUAGUAAUGUCUAUUGUAUUACAAUGUUCUGGACAUUUAGCCGACCACUUACGAUCAAAAAAUGUCCUGAGUACCACCAAUGUACGCAAAAUAUUCACUUGCGGUGCUUUUUUGAGUCAGACAAUAUUUAUGAUAUCUGCUGGGUUCGCAACGACAUCAAUGAAUGCUAUUACUUGUCUUUCCAUUGCUGUUGGCCUUGGUGGUUUUGCCUGGUCAGGCUUUAGUGUAAAUCAUCUUGAUAUUGCUCCACAACACGCAAGUGUAUUGAUGGGUAUAGGAAACACAAUCGCAACUCUUCCCGGCAUCGUCAGUCCUAUUAUCACUGGUUACAUCGUUCAAAAUAAGACUGCCGCAGAGUGGCGAAUAGUAUUAGUGAUUGCCGGUUCAAUCUAUUUGAUAGGUGCUGUAAUUUAUGGUUUAUUUGCAUCCGGUGAAAGACAACAGUGGGCUCUAGAGAAGAAAAAUGAAGAUUUAAAAGCGUACACUAAUCAAGCUAUGGAUUAUAAUUCUCACGUUAGACGAAGCGGAUGGAAACUUUGGAAAAAACGCCGUAAUGUUGUUGUAGUCUUGGCGUUUUUUGGAUUUUUCACUUCUUAUAUUCUGCGAGUCAAUUUAAGUACUGCAAUUGUUGCAAUGACAACAAGUUUAUCUGGAAAUAAAGCAGAGUUUGAAUGGGACUCAAAAAUUCAAGGAUACAUUCUCAGCUCUUUUUUCUACGGAUACGUGAGUACACAAUUGCUAGGCGGAUGGCUAAGUGCACGUGUUGGGGGUAAAAUAGUGUUUGGUGUAGGCCUUGGAGUAACUGCAUUUUUGACAUUGGUAACACCACCCUUAACACGAGUCAGCGUUUACAUUCUUAUUGGCUUACGAGUAGUCGAAGGAAUAUUUGAGGGUGCAGCGUACCCAUGUAUUCAUUCCAUAUGGGCCAACUGGAUUCCACCUCCAGAAAGAACAAAAUUAGUGUCUCUCGCAUUCUCAGGCAGUUUUGUCGGCACAGUUUUCUCAAUGUCAACGUGUGGAAUCAUGGCAGAACGAUUAGGUUGGCCGUCAGUCUUCUAUUUCAGUGGAACUCUCGGCUUGAUUUGGUUGACUCUAUGGUGCUUUAUUGUCACCAACAAACCAGAAGAUGAUCCUCAUAUUUCACAGUCUGAACUUAAUUACAUAAAAAAAUCGCUUGGUCAAAUUGAUAAGCAAACGCAAAUUUCUCAUCCAUGGAAGUCGAUUUUUAAAUCACCAGCCGUUUGGGCAAUUUUAGCUGCACAUUUAAGCGAGGCUUGGGGUUUUUAUACAAUGCUAACUCAAUUGCCGAAGUUCAUGAAUGAUGUUCUGAGCAUGAAGCUUCAAAAUACAGGGUUUUUCUCAGCGGUGCCUUAUCUUAUUUUGACAAUCAUUGCACUAUCUUGCGGCCACGUAGCUGAUUACUUACGUUCAAAAAAAAUCUUAAGUACUACAAAUGUACGAAAAUUAUUCACCUGCAGUGCUUUUUUAAGUCAAACAGUAUUUAUGAUACUGGCUGGAUUAUCAUCGACAUCAACGAGCGCUAUUAUUUGUCUGACUGCUGCCGUUGGUCUUGGAGGCAUCGCAUGGUCGGGUUUCAUGGUGAACCCUUUGGACAUCGCUCCUCAACAUGCGAGUGUGAUUUUAGGAAUUGGAAAUACUGUUUCUACUUUUCCUGGUAUCAUCAGUCCUAUUCUUACUGGUUACAUCGUUACAAAUGGAAAUGCCAGCGAGUGGAGGAUCGUUUUUAUUAUCGCCGGGACAGUUUAUUUAUUUGGAAUUAUAGUCUAUGGCAUUUGGGCGUCAGGUGAACAACAAAAAUGGGCCCGUGAGAAAAAAAAUGACGACUUAAAUGCAUACAGCAAUCCUGCAUUGGAAUAUAAUAAGGCAGAGUUCAACUGGGACUCAAAGCUUCAAGGAUUCAUUCUCAGUUCAUUUUUUUACGGAUAUGUAAGCACGCAAUUACUAGGUGGGUGCUUAAGUGCACGUAUUGGUAGUAAGAGAGUGUUUGGAAUAGGACUGGGAGUCACUGCACUGUUGACAUUUAUGACACCACCCUUGACACGAAUGAGUGUUUACCUUCUGAUUAGCUUACGGAUAGCUGAAGGAAUAUUUGAGCUAGAGAAAAUUUCUCAUCCAUGGAAGUCAAUUUUUAAAUCCCUACCCGUCUGGGCAAUUUUUGCUGCGGGUUUAAGCGAGGCUUGGGGUUUUUAUACAUUGUUAACUCAAUUGCCGAAGUUCAUGAAUGAUGUUCUAAGUAUGAAGCUUGAAAAUACAGGGCUCCUCUCAGCAGUGCCUUAUCUUAUUUUGUCAAUCGUUGCACUAUUUUUCGGUCGUAUAGCUGAUUACUUACGUUCAAAAAAAAUUUUAACUACUACAAAUGUACGAAAAUUAUUCACCUGCAGUGCUUUUUUAAGUCAAACAGUAUUUAUGAUACUGGCUGGAUUUUCAUCGUCCUCAACGAGCGCUAUUAUUUGUUUAUCUGCUGCUGUUGGCCUUGGAGGCAUCGCUUGGUCGGGAUUUGGGGUGAACCCUUUGGACAUCGCACCACAACAUGCAUGCAUUAUCAUAGGAAUUGGAAAUACUAUUGGUACUCUUCCUGGUAUCUUCAGUCCUAUAAUUACUGGUUACCUCGUUCCAAACGGAACGGCCAGCGAAUGGAGGAUCGUUUUUAUGAUAGCUGGGGCAGUUUAUUUAAUUGGAAUUAUAGUCUACGGUCUUUGUGCAUCAGGUGAACAACAAAAAUGGGCCCUUGAGAAAAAGAAUGACUUGAAAGUAUACAGCAAUCAAGCAUUGGAUCUUCCUUGU
This is a messenger RNA of Cotesia congregata, 3803 nucleotides long. NCBI's taxonomy places the organism in Eukaryota, Metazoa, Arthropoda, Insecta, Hymenoptera, Braconidae. The record is from the annotation of a GenBank genome assembly.